Oldenlandia corymbosa var. corymbosa is the source of this 1379-nucleotide messenger RNA. The record is from the annotation of a GenBank genome assembly. Lineage: Eukaryota; Viridiplantae; Streptophyta; Magnoliopsida; Gentianales; Rubiaceae.
GUUUAAACUGUCAGUAUGUACUUCUUUUCCAGAUGUUGAACUAGUGUACUUGUCAAUGUGCUACAAGAAGUCACUUAAAAAAAAAUUAACCAAACAGCCAUCAAGAUUGCCCCCAUUUCCAACCCGCAGUCCAACAAAGAUCAAGAAGUAGAAGUGGACAUGGAGAAAGAGCUACUAAUUAUGGAUGGAAAGAAAGAGUUAAAGCUAUCAAAAUUCAGUAGAAUAUGCGUCUUUUGUGGCAGUAGCUCCGGCAAGAAGAGUACCUACACUGAAGCUGCAAUUGCACUUGGACAAGAACUGGUAAUUUUGCUGCUCUGUUUUUCCCCUGUUUUUGCUCUGUUUUCCCCUUGCAUGCAUAAACCAGAACAUAUAUGAAGAAUCAUUCCAGCCCUUUUCAUUUUUUUUUUCAAAAUUUGAUUUCUUAUUAUAAUCGUGCUCCUUUUCUGUUAAAUUUAGGUAUCAAGAAAAAUUGGGCUGGUUUAUGGAGGAGGAAGCAUUGGCUUGAUGGGAUUAGUAGCUCAAGCUGUGUACAACGGCGGAUGCCAUGUUCUUGGUGUGAUUCCCAGGACCCUAAUGCGUACGGAGAUAACUGGUGAAACCGUAGGUGAAGUGAAAGCCGUGGCAAAUAUGCACCAGAGAAAAGCUGAAAUGGCUAAACACUCUGAUGCUUUUAUAGCAUUACCUGGUGGGUAUGGAACUCUGGAAGAGCUUCUUGAAGUGAUCGCUUGGGCUCAACUUGGUAUCCAUGACAAACCGGUGGGAUUAUUAAACGUAGAUGGUUAUUACAACAGUUUGUUGGGCUUCAUAGACAAAGCAGUGGAGGAAGGGUUCAUUAGUCCUAGCGCCCGCCAUAUUAUUGUAUCUGCCCCUACUGCCAAGGACCUCAUGCUUAAACUUGAGGAUUAUUUUCCGAGUGAUGAAGCGGUAGGUACAAAAUUGAAUUGGGAAAUCGAAGUAAGCUACUCUUCUUCGAACUAUGGUAUUACAGGGAACUUGUAGCAGAAUACCAGUAAUUUUCUUUUGGUACAAUGAAGAAAGGCGAACCCAACUAUGGUACCUGGGUAGUCGUAAUUUUAUAAUGGCAAGAAUGAAGAUAAAUGGUUUUAGUGGAAAUGUAGAAAUUAAUGUCUUAUUCGAAAGGGGAACUCUUUCAUCUCUUCGUUGAUUGCAUCCUGUGUAAAUUAUAAUUAAUUGUUGGGACGUAAUUCUGAAUGAUUAGAGCCACCCAAUCGAUUCAUUUGUUUUUUAGUGAAUAAUUCCCUGUGCCAACUCCCAAUAUCAGUUUGGUACGGAGGAUCGUACUUGGUCUUUCAGUUUUAGAGUUUGAAGUUCACUUUCUUGUUAAUCACGCUAGCCGAAUCAAACAGAACGAUGAGGGA